AUGGCUGAGCACCUGCACUAUGGAGACCUUUCCGGGUCCCUCGGAGCUGCUGGGGAAGAGCGGGAGGCCUUCAGCGGUUCCAACAUCCAUGUGCCCUCCGACGCGGACAUCGUCGCAGGAGCUGCCGAUGACAUGGCCCGUGCUCGGCAGCAGCACGAGGAGGCGGUGCGGGCCUUCGAGCAGAAGCGCACCCAGCGAGAGCUGGCGGUGCCCACUGGGGACGUGCAGGUAAAGGCCAAGCUCCGCGAGUUUGGCGAGCCGGUGUGCAUCUUCGGCGAGGGCCCCUACGAGCGCAGAGACCGCUUGCGGACCAUCAUGGCGGGCCGUACCGCUCCGACCUUGGACGCAAAGAGGCAGGAGUCGACCGGGGACGAGGACCUCUUCUACACGGAGGGCUUGGAGGAGCUGCUGGAGGCUCGCGUGAAGAUCGCCGAAUGGUCCUUGGCCAGAGCAAACCAACGGCUGGUCAAAGAGCGGCGCCAGCGGAUGGAUGAAGACCCUGUAGAGUACGAGGAGCGGGUGGACCGCUUUUCAAUGUUUUUGCAGAAAUCCAUGGUCGCCGAAGUGUCACAGGUGGGUGAUGAACGGCCACUGACACAAGGGAAAUUCUCGCCUGACGCUUCGCUUUUCUGCACAGCUUCGUGGUCCGGCUUCAUCAAGCUCUGGAAGACCCCUUCGUGUGAUCCCGUCCUUACCAUCCGUGUUGGCGAAGACAGGUGCAACAGCGUGGCAUGGCACCCAAGUUGCAAAGGCACGCCUCCAUUCGAGGGCAACACGGUCCGCCUUGCUUCAGCUUCAGCAGACUCCAGGAUUAGCCUCUGGUCUUUGUCCGAAAGCCAGCCGGUCAAUGUGCUAGAGGGCCACGAGGACCGAGUCAACAGAGUGGUGUUCCACCCCAUGGGCGAGCACGUGAUUUCCACAUCGCAUGAUAUGAGCUGGCGCUUGUGGGAUGUCGAGACUACCACGGAGCUGCUGCUGCAGGAAGGUCACUCACGACCAGUCUAUGGCUGCUCAGUGCACCCCGAUGGUUCUCUUGUGGCGACCAGCGACCUAGGCGGUGUUGUUCGCGUCUGGGACUUGCGAAGUGGCAAGACCGUUAUGCCCCUUGCAGCGCAUGGCAAGCAGGUGCUUGCGGUCGACUUCCAUCCACGCGGCACCAUCCUUGCAACAGCCAGCGACGAUCACAGCAUGCGCGUCUGGGAUCUGCGGAAGAGGAGGUGCACGCACAACCUUCUGCUCCACAACAAACUCAUCUCAGAGGUGAGCUUUGAGAAGGGGGAAGGGCGCCUGGUCCUGACCUCCAGCUACGACGGCACGGUGAAGAUCUGCUCCACCACAGACUGGAAAGUCGUGAAGGUCCUCAUUGGUCACGAGGGCCGAGUUAUGGGUGCCGACCAUAUCCCUGCAGCAGUAGGUGGCCACCACUACAUCGGCUCCGUGGCCUUCGACCGGACCCUGAAAUUUUGGUCCACGCAGGGCAAGGCCGAGCCUCCUGUCGAUGCCACUGCCUUCAUGACCUGA
Symbiodinium sp. CCMP2456 is the source of this 1521-nucleotide messenger RNA. NCBI's taxonomy places the organism in Eukaryota, Dinophyceae, Suessiales, Symbiodiniaceae. The record is from the annotation of a GenBank genome assembly.